GCGCACGCCCAGAGGGCCGCCGCCCCUCCCCGGGCCCGCCCUCCUUCCCUCCCACCCUCCCCCGGCCGGCGCGGCCCGCCCUGGCGAGUCAGUCGUCGGGUUCCCUCCCUCCCCGGGCGCGCUCGGGCCGCCGCUGCGCUCCCCGCCCUCCAGCCGCCUUGCGGGAGCCGCCCGCUGCCGGAGGAGGAGGUGGAGGAGCCGCAGGGGCCCGCCGAGGCGGCGGCGGCGGCAAGAUGGCGGACUUCCUGCCGUCGCGCUCCGUGCUGUCCGUGUGCUUCCCGGGCUGCGUGCUGACGAACGGCGAGGCCGAGCAGCAGCGCAAGUCCAAGGAGAUCGACAAAUGCCUGUCGCGGGAGAAGACCUACGUGAAGCGCCUGGUGAAGAUCCUGCUGCUGGGCGCGGGCGAGAGCGGCAAGUCCACCUUCCUGAAGCAGAUGCGGAUCAUCCACGGCCAGGACUUCGACCAGCGCGCGCGCGAGGAGUUCCGCCCCACCAUCUACAGCAACGUGAUCAAAGGUAUGAGGGUACUGGUAGAUGCCCGAGAGAAGCUUCAUAUUCCCUGGGGAGACAACAAAAACCAGCUCCACGGAGACAAGUUGAUGGCAUUUGAUACCCGUGCCCCCAUGGCUGCCCAGGGGAUGGUGGAGACUCGAGUAUUUCUGCAGUAUCUUCCUGCUAUCAGAGCCUUAUGGGAGGACAGUGGCAUACAGAACGCCUAUGAUCGGCGCCGGGAAUUCCAACUGGGUGAGUCUGUAAAGUAUUUCUUGGAUAACUUGGAUAAACUUGGAGUACCGGAUUACAUUCCAUCACAGCAAGAUAUUCUGCUUGCCAGAAGACCCACCAAAGGCAUCCAUGAGUAUGACUUUGAAAUUAAAAAUGUUCCUUUCAAAAUGGUUGACGUUGGUGGUCAGAGAUCAGAACGGAAACGUUGGUUUGAAUGCUUUGACAGUGUGACAUCGAUACUUUUCCUUGUCUCUUCAAGUGAGUUUGACCAGGUGCUUAUGGAAGAUCGCCUGACCAAUCGCCUUACAGAAUCUCUGAACAUUUUUGAAACAAUUGUCAAUAAUCGGGUUUUCAGCAACGUCUCUAUAAUUCUCUUCUUAAACAAGACAGACUUGCUUGAGGAGAAAGUGCAAGUUGUAAGCAUCAAAGACUAUUUCCUAGAAUUUGAAGGGGACCCACACUGCUUAAGAGACGUCCAAAAGUUUCUGGUGGAAUGCUUCCGAGGGAAACGCCGGGACCAGCAGCAGAGGCCGUUGUACCACCACUUCACCACUGCCAUCAACACGGAGAACAUCCGCCUUGUGUUCCGAGACGUGAAGGACACGAUCCUUCAUGACAACCUCAAACAGCUUAUGCUCCAGUGAUGACAAGACUCGCUAUUUUAAUACCUUGUUGUGAUUUUGAUUGUUUUCUGUUUGUCUUGUUACAUAGCAGUUUACAACAGCAGUUAGAAAAAUCUCAAUUCUGCGUCUAACUUCUUGGAAAUCUUAGUCCAUCUGUGGCCUUUAGUUUGUGGCUGACAGCUGCUGAAUUAACACAUUGCCAAUAUCUGCUGGAAUUUGGGCUUGGAUCGGUUUCACUGUGGCUUGCAUUCAAUUAAAACUUCCUGGCCAACCUCACACUAGGUGUAUUUCAGGCUUUGAAUUCUUCUGUUUGCAAACUGGAUUCUCCUAAUUCCCCUGCAGUGCCAAGAAUAGGCUGUAUCUUUAAGUACUUGUAGGGAUGAGGUUAUGAAAAUUCAGGUCUAAAAAGAGUGCCAUACCCAGCAGUGACAUGCUUAGCUCGAGUGAGCCCUGGUCUGAACGGGCUGUUAGAGAAGGCUUAAGGAACAGGGCUCUCGGCCUACAGAGGCUGAGCCUUCCUGCCCGCACAGCAGUAGUUUGUUUUUCUCAAUUCCUUUCAUUUCUGAAGGUAAUGUCUUAGUGUUUAAGUUUACAAUAUGGAUUUCAGCCUGAUGCUGAUAUGGUCACAAAUGGUACAUGUGCUAUGUUGAUCUGUGGUGACCAGUGACAUGCUUUGCCAUACAUAUUGUCACUAACUUAAUGUGCCGUGUUAGAGACAUGCUAGCCAUAACAACAACUAGAAAGGGCAAAUACCUUGGUAACGGAAAUCAACAUAGUGGCUCCAGAGUGCCAAGUGUGACUUUUGGGUCCUGUCGCAUUGGAUUUUGUGUCUUGCUGGAGGAAAUCGCUGUCGGGUCUUCUUCCUUUUGUCCCACUGUCUCAACCUCAGCAACUCAGAAUUGUGGCGCUCUAGGUUCUCUUGUCACCGAGAGCUUGGCGGACAGUGUUUUCCUGUAAACUGUUGAAGAAGGCAUCCUUUCAGUACCCUGUUCAUAGUGUCUCUGUGUGAUAUAGUUUGUACACGUUGUGUGGGUCAUUGUGUGUGAGACAGGAGCAGCUUCAUUGAGGUACAUUUGAAUGUCUAAAGAAUGCAUCUAAGGAUAAGUCAUUUUUUCGGUCCAUACUUAGGGAGGUUUGCCUUACACACACACACACACACACACACACACACACACACACACACACACCCCACUGCUAAGUUAAACUGUGCCCAUGAAGUAGCUUGUGAUUAAAUAUUGUGACUGGUGUAUUAAACCAUUUGUCAUUUUCCAACUGGCCUAUGAGUUUGAAGAACCUGAGCUUGUCCCUGCUUUCCCUGGAGACUACACCAGCGGAGUGAUGCCUGUUGUUUUACUGUGUGACUGGUCUCAGGCAAGAAAUUGGGCCCCGAAACAUUGGCCGACUUUGAGUCUUGAAAGCUUUUUUUUUUUCCUUGCUGGAGACUUCGAGAGCUGGCCCCCUAGUGUGUACUUGAGAGACCUGACUUGUCUUAGAUUUGAACUUUCACUCUCCUUCUGGUUAUAAAGUCCAGUGCUUUUUUGCCUUGGUAAUAUCAUGAACUUCAGACAUGUAUGCCAGUAUCACGCACAGUGCAGGUGUUGUUAGCAUAAUUCAUGGAUAUUUGAAUGGUUCUACAUCUGGUCCUUUUUUGCCAAAAAAGAAUAUAUCAUUUAAAUCAUGGGGUUAGCAGAACUCCCAUGCUGACGAGCAUUUGGGGGUUAGCGGAACUCCCGUACUGACGAGCCUUUGAGCAUGUGCACAGUAACACGUGUUCUGUGUUAAUCUAGCAGACAUUAGUGUGCGUUGGCCACAGCUAACUGCAGUGAAGGCAGAAGUCAGGCCCUCCAGAAAGCAGUUGUGUCUGGUUACAGUUAAGCUCUGUGGUAGGCACAAGAAAUCCUGCCUGACAGAGCAGGGUCUCUGACUCCCUCUGUCGUGACCGUUACCAAGAAAGGACAAGAGCUCCCGACUAGAGACAAUAUCCUGUGGGCACCUGCAGCUCCCUUCUGAAGCCUGCAGCAUCUCAGAACCCAGUGCAGUCUGGAUACAUUCUGAAGUGGUAGGUUCCUUACAGGUAAUCUAUACAGGAUUGUUUAGAUUGUUUAGAGUUUAAAGAACUGUGAGGCUCGGCCAAAAAGCCAUGGUCCACAUUUGGAGUCUGACACCUACACCCUGAAAGUCAGGUCCUUUUGUGAAGGGAAACACUGUUGUGUGAAGGGGGAGACCAAAUUUAGCUGACAGAGUUGAAAAGGUGCUCAACCCUCAGUGUGCUGACUUCCCCCAUCCCGGAACAAUGCCUUGGAGUUGAUGCUCUGGGGAGCGUUGGACUGUGCAUGUCUCGGGGUGCGUGGAGCGACUGUGCCUAACCCAGAAUUCUUCAGCUCCCCAGCCUUCCUGCUUACUGACAAAGAACUACACAAGUGUCUUAGUUGACUUCAAAAUCUUUUUCUAUUUUACAGAGUUGCCUUAUAAAUAAAAGAACAACACAAAUCUAGACCUUAAUUUUCUUUUUAAUGGGGAAAGGGCUUUGUUCCAUGUUUUCUUAAGAUCUUAAUUCAAGGUGUGCAGCUGCCACCCAGAUAUCUGUAGUGGCCUAAGAUGUUUCUCGCUGCCAAAUGCUGUCUGUAUUCAGUGGAAGCCUCUGUAUUAGUUUUUCUAUCUGGAAAGGGUACUUGAUAGCCAGAGGGAAGUUUCAGUCACCCAAGAUGGGGUGCCCUGGAGAGGAGUAGAUUGGUUUUUUUUUGUUUGUUUUCCUAUCGCAGUGCAUUGUGGGUACUUCACACCGAGAGGGUCCUCUGGUGAAGUCCUCAAGUUAGGACUCAACAGGGAAAUGCUUGUUAAGUUAGUGGCAGCUGUUGCUCUAAAGUAAGAGACAGUAAGACCAUAUUAGUGCCAGAAGGGACAAGAAUUGUUAGAUGCAUCAAAAAGCAUGUGCCCUCUAAGUAACUCUUACCUUCCAAUGUGUAAGCCCAAAUACUUGGGCUUCUGUUUUGAUGGCAUGUAUUUCUCAGUGUUGGUAUUCACAUCCGGUUAUGCCUUGUUUAUAUGAAGAAUAAAAUGGCCAAGUUAUGCGGUUAUAUCCUGAGACUCAAGCUAUUUGGAAAACCCUCAAAUUGGUGCUUUCAUUAUUUAAUGAUACAUUUAGGCAAAACCCCAAACAAACCAUCUGAAACCUGACUCCGAGUUGCAAUUUGUAGUGAUGUUGUUAUUUUUCUCAUUUGAGAAGACCAAGUGCCAGUGUUAAUUUGAAUUUCCUGUAUGAACCCAUGCAUCCUACCUGUAAAACCCAGUCAAACAUUUGUAAGAAAUAACCUAAUAAACCUAGAGAAAGCCACUUUGUUACCCUUUCAUUGCUUUUAAUUUAAUUUGAAAGAUGGAGAAUAAAGUUUUCAGGUCCUUUUUAUUUGGAAAAUCA
Arvicanthis niloticus (Nile rat) is the source of this 4761-nucleotide messenger RNA. It is a transcript of the gene Gna13, whose product is annotated as G protein subunit alpha 13. The record is from RefSeq and is a predicted model, not a curated record. Gene Ontology annotation, cellular component: brush border membrane; heterotrimeric G-protein complex; cytoplasm. Lineage: Eukaryota; Metazoa; Chordata; Mammalia; Rodentia; Muridae. Gene Ontology annotation, biological process: Rho protein signal transduction; adenylate cyclase-activating G protein-coupled receptor signaling pathway. Gene Ontology annotation, molecular function: G-protein beta/gamma-subunit complex binding; guanyl nucleotide binding; D5 dopamine receptor binding.